AUUGGGAUUGCAGGUCCCUGUCUGCAGUUGUACCAGGAUUGCUUCAUACUAAAGGACAUGGGACCUGCCAUUCUGUUUUGGUUCUAAGGUUCUGGAAGGGCUGUCUACUGGAAAUGAUAGCCCUGCCUCACAAUGCUGGUCUAGCUAACUUGUAAAUUUGGAUACUAUGGGACCUCCAAACCUCGAUGUGGCUCUCACAUCCUUUCUUCCUCUCUAAGCAUCUUUGGAGGUCCUAGUGGUCCCAUACUGCUAAAUUCUUCACCCAGUGCAUCUAACUCAGACCUAAGGAAGUCUAUCCUCUAAACCAGUAAGAGCACAUUUACAUAAUUCUUUGCAGUUUCUAAAGGGCUCUCUCUGGUUCCUCCCUAAAACGCAACAGGUGCCCUGACAGGGCUGCAGACCUUGCCUGUAGACUUAGCAGUGUGGAAAACAGCAGUUGCUAGGAAACAUGCCCAGGACCAAAAAGAAAAAGACCUUCCUCUCCCCUCCUGGCCCUCCAACAUUCCCGUCUCGGUUGGGAUGGGGCAUAACUUUCUACUACCCCAGACUGAGAGACAAGGAGGCCUGUGCUUCCAUCUCCUGUGUGCCACCCGUCUUUGACUUCAGCCCGAAGCAUUGUGCAAAACUUAGGAACCAGUACCUGCAAAAGGCUGCCGCCAACCUGACCUUCUCCCUGGAGGUGGGGUGGCAGCGGGGGCUGCCCAGCAUGCCUUACAGCCAAUAUAGCUUCAACCACGUGUACAACACGGAGGGCAUCGUCCAGUCUGUCCGGGUCAGGUCGCCCCUCCCUGAGAAGCCCGCCCAGUACAAGCUCUUGAAUGUCCAGGCUGCCUCAGCAGUGGACACGUCCCAGCCCGUGAAGACAAAGGACUCUGCCUCGGCUAAGAAGAAACUCCAGCCAUCCAAACCGCCACAUGCACCCAGGGACGCCUCCCGCCCUCGCCACCGCCAUCCCCGCAAGGUCUCCAACUUGCUAGACAUGCCGCGCUCUCCAGAUGUGAAUCUGGAAGAAAGGGAAACAUGGCUUCCUCCCGGUGAGAGAGAGGCCAGAGCCUGGGAGGCCAUCGUGCUGGGAAAGUUGAACAAGCGCACGGCGCGCUGGAUCCAGAGCAAGCUUCCUCCACGACCCGGCGUAUCGCCCAACAAGUGGCAAAGCUUCUUGCACCAGCAGUACGACUGGAGCCACAUCCGGGACGAGCUCUCCUCCGCCAGCGACCUGGAGCUCCUGAAACAGCUGGAGGCAGAAGAGGCUGCAGAAUUUGAGGAUGAAACCACCACCCUGCACCCCGAGGAAACAAAGAAGCCCGAGCUGCUGCUUCCUGUUUACUACAGAUUGCCAGGUUACUCUCCACAAGAAGAGACCACUGAAAUCAUGCCUGGCAAUAAUAUGACAGCUAAGGAUCUCAAGGAAAUUAAAAGACCCGUCGAGCCUGUAGAGGAGAGCUUCUUGCGACAAGUGAAUCCUAAAGCUGGAGAGUUUGCCUACUCUACAGACAACGCCUUUGAGCAGGAGAUUUACUUUGAUGAAGUCAAGAUUGUGCACCAGAUUGGUGGGAAGAAGGACCAGAUUCUCCUAGAAAAUGCCCACAAGUACAACACGCAGCUCACUAACAUCUUUCCUGAAACUCCAGAAAGGUGGAGUUCCCAGCCUAUUCCUGAAGCGCCUUAUAGGCCCGUGAGAGGAGCCCAGCGCUGGACUGCUUUGCCUACUCCAGUCAAGGAUCAGAUGCUGAAGGUAGGUGAGGAAGACGUGCCCAUUAGGACCAGGAGAUGGAAGAAGCAAGAGACUCCGAUGGAGGAGGAAGUGUCUUGGGAACUGGUGGUCCUACGGAAGAUGCUACAGGAGUGGAAGAAUGCCUGGGCGUUCAUUAUCGAGUGGCACCAUGAGACAGUGGAGAGUCUAAUGCAGGGCUUGGUAAACAUGUAUGAUGACGUUCGGAUCCAAACUCUCAUUACAUGUGCCACAGCUGCUUUGGAACGGCCCCGGAUUGCCAUCAGCCAAAGUGACUCAGAAGUCUUGAGAAUCCCAGUUAUCAAAGACUUGCCAGAUGCUCUUCUGCCUGCCCUGGAAGCUACUCUUUAUGACAAGAAUGCCAACGUGAGGUUGGCAGCCGCAUUAUGUCAAUAUGCAAUACAGUCACAUAAUCCACAGGCCCAGGACAUCAUGCAGACUGUCCUUGUGAAGGGUAAUAGUGUGGAUAGCUGGGCUGCAGCUCAGUGCUUGGCUCUGGAAGGUGUUGCCACUUACCCAGUGAUCAAGAGGAUCCUCCAAGAGCUGUUUAACCAGAGGAAUGAGGAAACCGAAAACCAGUCUUGUAUUCUACUAAGUCAUCUCAGUAGAAAAACGACCCUGAUACAUACCAUGCUUGCGGUAGAGCUGAACAGCAGUCAAUGGAAGGACCGAAUCCUUGCCUGCAGAGCUUUCGCCCGGAUCAGUGGCAAUAUUUGCUUAGAUAUGAAACAUAAGUUAAUCCAGCUGAUGUGGAAUGACUGGAGUAAGGAAGUGAGACAAGCGGCUGCUCAAGCACUAGGACAAAUGAGCCUUGGGAAAGAGGUGCACGACACAAUCAGGGUUAAGCUGGGUCAAGGAAAUUCCCAGGAGCGUGUAGAGGCCCUUUCCUUGAUAGGUGGACUCAAGCUUAUGACUGCUAAACUCCUCCCAAGCUUCCUACAUUGCUUCUCUGAUGACUUCAUAGCAGUUCGGCAGGCAGCCUGUUUGGCAGCAGGUGCACUGAAGAUCCAGAACAAAUUGGUGCUCGAAUGCCUCCUGAAACUGAUGCAUAGAGAUCCGUACUGGAAAAUCAAAGCUUUUGCCAUUCGAGCCCUGGGGCAGAUUGGACAAGUGAGUCCCCAGCUGACAGAUCUCCUGCUCUGGGCCAUACACUAUGAAGAUGCACCAGGUGUACGACUGGAAGCGUGUCGUAGCAUCCAAGCCCUCAAACUUCAGGGGGAACAAGUCAGGGACACCUUCCUACAUGUAUUGCUCCUGGAGAACCACGAGGCUGUUCUCAAGGAAGUUUAUCAGGCAAUGAAAACACUCAACAUAGAUAAAGAAGGUCACCAAGAAAUGCUUCAGGACAUCAAGAACAGGAUUCAAACGCUAAACCAAAAGGACUUGCUCUCCCAGAAAAUACUCAAAAUGGAGAUGGUCGUAGGAAGAGUGAAGGAAGAAGCAAAGCGUAUUUACUCACACCCCAAAGAGGGUCAAAAAGCAUUGGAUUUCCCUACUUUUCUCCAAGAUACUUUUCAGGAUGAAAUGGUUCUCUCUAGAAGACCAGCUGAGAUCUGUGACACUGAAGCAGUCAUAAAGCCUGUGUUGCCCCCAACACCAAGUCCCUGGCUACGAAGUCCAGUUGUAGCCCUAAAAAUGCGAAGAAGUCCACUACCACUAGACCUACGUACCAUGCGGGAAAAAAGGAUUGCUAUGGGACCCUUUGGGGCUCCCAGUGAGGAGUUCUAGCUGAGUAAUACUCUGAAGAUCUUUUUCAACCUCAUGUCUUCUCCCUGUGAAAGGAAAGAUGCCCAUGGAUAGAUUAAAUGCUUCUCUUGCUCCAGGAAGCAGGCAGUGGUGGACCCGGUCACAUUCAGUCUCUUUCAUUGACUUAUUACAACCUUCUUGUUACUAUAUUUAUAAAGAAAUAUUAUUUAACAGUCUGAUUUCUUAAUGUGUGACACUUACGUAGAAGUUUAAAGAAGUCUGACAUCACAUUAGGUGACAGAGUAUAUUUUCCCAGACCCUUCAAAGGUCAUAUUCAAAGUACAGCCAGAGCUACGAAUAUUUUCACAGGGGAAAUGUCAAGACUCAGUAUCUUUUGCAAGCUAUACAAAUUUUCUUCUUGAACCCAAAUUAGAAUCCUGUUUGUCUAGGCAAGAAAAAAAACCACAAGUCUAGUCUUAUUCAAGAGGAAGUUCUUUAACUUCAAUUCACAAGGCCGUGUGAAAGUCAAGUCACAGGACCAUUACAAAACAAACCAAAUACUGACACAGUCAUUUCCCCCUUUAUACUGUGCAGGAGGAUGUGAACACAUUUAGAU
Molecule: messenger RNA, 4034 nt
Organism: Perognathus longimembris pacificus (Pacific pocket mouse)
Lineage: Eukaryota; Metazoa; Chordata; Mammalia; Rodentia; Heteromyidae
Gene: Heatr4
Product: HEAT repeat containing 4
Exons: 16
Coding region: 449-3460 (1003 amino acids)
Molecular function (GO): oxidoreductase activity
Source: RefSeq, a predicted model, not a curated record